Molecule: messenger RNA, 3969 nt
Organism: Dichotomopilus funicola
Lineage: Eukaryota; Fungi; Ascomycota; Sordariomycetes; Sordariales; Chaetomiaceae
Product: nuclear poly(A) polymerase 1
Exons: 2
Coding region: 1-3969 (1322 amino acids)
Cellular component (GO): nucleus
Molecular function (GO): RNA binding; poly(A) RNA polymerase activity
Source: RefSeq, a predicted model, not a curated record
AUGGCGGGACCAACCUCUACUCCCUCCCCAGCCGCUCAGACUCCGUCACAGACACCACUAGCAUUGACAUCCCCCCAAACAGCCCUCGCGCUCAUCCCACCCCAGCACCUCUGGCCACGCCUGGACCGUCUCCGAGCCUUGUACGACCGGGCGUACCCAGCCUGGCCGCCCCAUGUAAAUGUCGUCUACCCGUUUGUACGGGCUGUGGAGCUUGAGGAUGCAGUUGCGCGGGUAGCCGGGGUUCUUGAAGCAUCUUUCCCUACCACGUCUUCGGGUGGUUCUGAGGGGGCCACUGCUGUGGAAAGUGGAAGUGAAAGCGCAAGCGGCAAGGGUCUAAACAUAUCCCUCGACAGCGUAGGCGUCUUCGAGCGCCCCGGCAAAGGCCGAGAGAACACGCUAUAUCUCCACGACCAACAUCAAAACACGGCCAACUCCGGUUCAGCCCUCGGUCGGCUGCGACGUCUGAUCCUCUCCGCCCUAGGCAACGAUACCUCCUCGGACGGUAACGCCCAUAAUAACAAAGGAGAGAAACAGUAUCGCAUGCACCUGACUAUGGGGCAGACGGACGACGCGACGAGUAGUGCACACCGGUUUUUGGUGGAUAAGAUUGGGCUGGUGCCAAGGGUAACAUGGCGUGCGACGCAGCUGGCGGUUCUGGUGCGGGAGCAGGAUGGGAAGGGGGGGAGUGUGAUGCGGUUGUGGGGGACGGUUGGGUUGAAUGGGGGGGUGAGCAGGGUUCAGGAGGGGGAGAGUGUGUUUUACCCUUUGAAUGCUGCUGCUGCCGUUGCUUCUCCUGGUGAGGGCGGAAAGGAAGCAGACGAAACGGAAACGGAAACGGAAACGGAACCGUCCGCAGCAGCAAAGGACACGCUGCAAACCCGCGCUGUAUAUCACACCGGUACUUCACCAACUCCCAGGACAGCCCCCAACAACAUCCUCACCAUAGCAAGUUACAACGUCCUCGCCGAAUUCCACCACCCGCCCUCUUCGGCCCGCCACCCUCUCCUCCUCGACAAUCUCUUAUCUUCCAACGCGGACAUCCUCCUCCUGCAAGAAGUCACCGACGCCUUUCUGUCAACCCUCCUCUCCGACCCGCGCAUCCGCACCCGCUACCCCUUCGCCAGCCACGGCCCGCCUUCUGAACCCAACACCGAGCCGCUGCCAAGUCACCUCAACGUUGUCGUGCUGAGCGCGGUAGAAUUUGACUGGGAGUAUGUCUCGCUAUGGAGACGACACAAAGGGGCCGUCGUUGCACGGGUCAACCUCAACACCAACACCAACGGCGAGAACCCCCAAUCCGUAAUAAUCGCAGCCCUCCACCUCAACCACGGCCUAACCGACGGCGCCGUCACUGUCCAACGCGGCGAUCUCAAACGGCUAGUCGGCUACCUUCGCGCGACCUACCCGGGCCAGCCGUGGGUGCUGGCGGGGGAUUUUAAUAUCUCGACGUCGAGCGUGUCGAUCGGCACGGCGGUGAAGAAGGGCACGUUGUCGGAGGUGUCGAGGGGGUAUUUGGAGGGUUUGGAGGAGUGGUUGGGGGAGGAGGGUGAGGGGGGGUUUGUGGAUGCUUGGGGGGUUUCUGCGAAGGGUGGUAGUGAGGAUGAGGAGGAUGAGGAUAUUGCUAAAGGAGAAGAGGGCGCGACGUGGGACCCGACACGUAAUGCAUUGGCUGCGGCUAUGGCUGCGAGCGGGGGAAACGUGCGGCCGCAGCGGUAUGAUCGGAUUUUGGUGCGUGGUGAGGGGGUGCUCGAGGUGGAGGGGUUUAGCAUGUUUGGGUUUCGGACGGGGAUUGAUGAAAAGGGGGAGCCGAUGUAUGCCAGUGACCACUGGGGGGUUCGGUGUACUUUGAAGGUUGGCGGUCAAGACAAAGCCGAGGAGGAAGUUGAGGAGGAAGAGGAAGAGGAGGAGGAGGAGGAGGAGGAGGAGAUAUCCGAGAAAAUCGCCCGCCUCGUCGUCCCUGUGGACCUCCAACACGCCCCUUCACCCCUCGCAUACCCGAACAGCAUCCACAACGCCCUGCUCGCAGCGAACAUCAUCCCGACACCGGACGACUACGCCAACCGCGAGAAAGCUCUCGACUUUCUCCGGCGCGUGCUCCUCGACUCUGAUUCCCAGGGCAAAGGGGAAUCCACGGAAACCGCCCGCGGCCAACCGACCGUUGUCGUCGUCCCCGUCGGGUCUUAUGCUCUCGACGUGUGGACGCCCACCUCGGAUAUGGACGUCCUCUGCAUCGGCCCGUUCAGCACCCGCACCUUUUUCGCCCUGGCCUCGCAGCGUAUCCGUCGGGCCGCUGCUGCUUCCUCAAAAAAGAACAACCCUGAAAAAGAAACCGACACCAUCCGCAUCCUCCGCCGCGUCCGCGCGAACCACGGCACAAUGCUCGAGCUAGAAGUCAACCACAUCAAAAUGGACCUGCAAUACUGCCCAGCCACUGCCGUCGCCGAACGCUGGCCGUCCGUCCUCAAAACCCCACCCUCCGACCCCGUCUGGUCGCUGUCGGCCCCGACGCUGUCCAAACUCAAAGCCGCCCGCGACGCCGACUACAUCCUGCGCUCGGUGCCGGAUAUUACCGUCUUCCGCACGGCGCACCGCUUCCUUAGGGCAUGGGCUGUCGCUAGGGGUAUGUACGCGGCAAGGUUUGGGUUUUGGAGUGGGAUUCAACUGUCGAUUCUGCUGGCGAGGGUGUAUAAGCUUGUUUCUCAGGAUCCGGAUAAGUCCCAAGAUACGGCCAUAUCAGCAGAAGACCUAGUAACAACCUUCAUCCACCACUACGCCACCUUCGACUGGCCCACCCAACUCGCCUUCGACCCGCUCUUUCACCGCCAACGUCUGCCAUACACCCGCAUACCCUCGCGCGAGCCGAUGGCUGUGCUGGGGUAUUUCCCACCCGCCUUAAACACCGCGCAAGCGGCCUCGGUACCGUCGGUGCGGACGUUAGUCACCGAACUACAACACGCCCGCGAUACCCUGUCUCUUCCCCCCUCUCUACCCUCCGAAGGGUCUGGGUCAGCGACGUGGACCUCCCUCCUAACACCAACAACUACCUUCCUCACCGCCCACAAAUCCUACGUCCGCCUCGACGCGCAGUACUGGGGUCUCCCCCCCACGCGUGGCGCCCGCUUCCUUGGCUGGCUAGAGUCGCGCUGUGUCGGGUUGCUGGUGGAUAUGCACCGGCGUGCGCCGGGUGUGCAUGCGCGCAUGUGGCCGGGGCGGUUCGUCGUUUCUGAGCCGUCCCCUCAAGAAGACCAGAACCCCGAGGGUGAUGAGAUGGAAGGGGAAGGGGAGACUAGUAGUAGUAGAGACUUCCGCGGGUGCUAUCUCAUCGGGCUAGACAAAGCCGACCCCGAGAAAACAAGCAGGGAGGAAUUGCAGGUUGCGCUCGGCGCGCUGCAGACAGUGCUGGCGCGGUUUGAGGCGCAGAUGCGCGGGGAUGAGAAGUAUUUUGAUGCGGGGCAUUGUUGGGUUGGUGCUGCGGUGGUGAGUCGGGCGGAACUGGGGGGGUUGGAGGUGGAUAAGAAGGAGAUGGGGGGGUAUACGGCUGGGGAGGAGGAGGAGGAGGAUGAGGAGGAGGAGGAAGAGGAAGUGGUGGUUGGGAUUAUCCCCGGUCAAGAAUCGGGAGAAGACACGGAUCACCCCAAGCCCAGGAACAACAAAAACAAGAAAAACAAACAACACGAGAAACCUACCCCCAUCGACCUCCGGGCGGACAAAACUCGCAAGUUCCGCACCGCCGCCGACGCUCUGCACCGCAUCCGCUGGGAUCCCCAUCUGGACCGCACCGACUACUUGGUCGGGUACGAGGACCGGUUUUUGGGUGCACAGGAAAAAGACCUUGAGGGUUGGAAGACGGAACAGACGGACGAGGAGUUUAUCCCGCAGCAUAGGAUUUUGUAUUUCCGGAGGAAGAGCGAUGGGCGAGUGGUGUGGGAUCGCAGGACGAGGUGGGAUGAGUUGUUUGGGAAUGUUUAG